Medioppia subpectinata is the source of this 863-nucleotide messenger RNA. Lineage: Eukaryota; Metazoa; Arthropoda; Arachnida; Sarcoptiformes; Oppiidae. The record is from the annotation of a GenBank genome assembly.
GUUUUUCAAUAAAUACUGUUUUGAAUGAAACUUCAAUUUAUUGUUGAUUGGAUUUAUUUAUUGUUUAUUAGAUUUAAUUGAUUUAUGAAUGAAAGAAGCGAUUGAAUUGAUUGUUGUCUUCAAACACAUCCAAAUCAGAAGACAUUUGUUUCGCUUAAAUGCAAUCAAUUUGGAUGAAAAUGAGUGGACGAGUGGUCAACGAAAACAAAUGAAAGUGACCUCACAUUUGGUUCAAACCAUUUGUUUUGACAAAAAGCUCACCGAUUGUCUCGAUUACCGGCGAAGAGUAUUCAAUACAAUCAACACUUCGGUGAAAGCGAAGCACCGAAACACUCAUUCCAGUGAUGGACACAACUAUUCGGACAAAUGUGAUGAACCAUUGGAUGACCAAACAUGUCAUUUGAUCCGUAUAUUAGUUGUGUUGCCAUCGAUGGACCACUACUUAUACAUUGACAGCAAUUGGAGUGGAUGUGUUCUGAAUUUGGUUACGAUUAGGAUGAGAGUGGAGGAGAGCUUCUCAUGGCUGUCCACAUUAGGCGGUGCCUACUCUUCACUCGGAGAAAAUAAUAUCCAUUUCGCUAUAAAAGCGGGACAGAUAUCGCGAUCGCAACUACUAUUGGCCAGUAUUACGGGUGACCCGAAUCUGAUGGCCAAAUGUGGUAUAUUUAUGGCAUACAGUCUCUGCCAACAGGACAGGAAAAGAGCGGCCAUUCAACUGAUCCGACGAACACUCCAUCCAUUCAUCAAUAGAAUAGAGUUUUGCGACCAAAUCGUUAAAUCAAUGUUUUGUGCACUUUGUUAUCGAAUCAAACAUUUCAUUAAAUAAUUAACAAUCAGUUAUUUGUUUUAAAAGAUAUAUAAAU